AAAUUUAAGAUAUAUAUCAUAUACCAUAUCAAAUAUUAUAAUAUCAAAAAUUUUUAAUUCAAUAUGAUAAUUUGAUAUAUACCAUGUCAUACCCGUCCAAACUACGUUUUGCAUCUGUCCCAGCUUUGUAUAAAAUUAUCUAAUUUGUGUUGCUGCUGAGGGCACCACUAUUAAAAUACGAAAACAUCCGUCAAUUUCACUCGCCCAUGUUAGCAUUAGCACUUGUCUUUUCAUUGCCGUCCCAAUAUUCUAUUCUUCUUAUCAAAUUAAAAUAUGGGUCUUUCCCUCUUCUUCUUCACCUUCAAGAACCCCCUAUUUCACUUGCCAACUUCACUGGGAAUUCUUGAGGGUUUUUCUUUGUUUUUGGGAGAGUAAUAAUAUUGGGAAAAUGAAGAGGUAUAGGAAUGGAGAAAUAUGGGAUUUUGAGCAAGAACUGCAGCUUCUAGGAGAUGGGUUUUGUGAUCAAAGAGAAGUGAUAUUGGGAUUGGAUGGUGAUACAACGUGUACUGUCUGUGUUUACAAACUUGAAGUAUUACAUUUUUGUGGAUUUUUUGGGCCGUUCCACUGUAAAAUAAUCAACAAUAGCGUGGGAGAAAGCGCCGCGAGGGAUGCUCUAGAGCUAGUCAUGGCUAAUGCUCUUUCAAAAGCAGGCUCAACUCGUUUCUGUGUGCAAGCUGUUUGUUUGGCUGUCUCUGGUGUCAACCAUCCAACAGAUGUAGAACGAAUAAUGAACUGGCUUAGAGAUAUAUUCCCCAGCCAUGUCCAUUUCUUUGUUCAGAAUGAUGCUGUAGCAGCUCUUGCAAGUGGAACAAUGGGAAAGCUUCAUGGUUGUGUCCUUAUUGCUGGUACAGGGACUAUUGCUUAUGGUUUCACUGAAGACGGUAGAGAUGCUCGAGCUGCUGGUGCUGGGCCUGUAUUAGGAGAUUGGGGAAGUGGAUAUGGUAUAGCUGCACAGGCAUUGACUGCUGCAAUUAGAGCCUAUGAUGGUCGUGGUCCAUACACUGCACUUACCUCAAGUAUUCUAAGGAAGCUGGAUCUUUCUUCUCCUGAUGAGCUUAUCGGGUGGACCUAUUCAGAUCCAUCUUGGGCUCGGAUUGCGGCUCUUGUUCCAGUGGUUGUGACUUGUGCAGAGGGAGGUGAUGAAGUAGCAAAUAAGAUAUUAAGAGAUGCAGUUGAAGAACUAGCUUCGAGUGUUAAAGCUGUUGUUAGAAGAUUACAGUUGUGUGGUGAAGAUGGAAAUGAUCCAUUUCCUCUUGUUAUGGUUGGAGCUGUUCUUGAAGCCAAAAAGAAAUGGGAUAUAGGAAGAGAAGUCAUUAACUGUAUAUGCAAGGACUUCCCUGGGGUUCAUCCCAUUUGUCCGAAGGUGGAACCUGCCAUUGGAGCUGCGUUGCUUGCUUGGAACUUGUUGGCUAGAUAUAAUCGACAAGGGAAUCUGAGAAGUGAAACCAAUUCUCCUUAAGAGAUUUUCGAUCAAUUGUACAGCAGUAAGGAUGAAUGGAAGGUUAUUUGAGCAUAUACUCUUGCAAAGAAAAAUAUGUAUUUUGUUUUUCUAUUUUUGUUAUAUAGAUUCGUUUUCCUCUUGUUUAGGUUCAAUUUCUUCUUUCCCUGUUAGUGGGAAUUGUUUGGUUACAUACUAAUUUGGUAUUAGUUAGUAAAGGUAAUUCUGCUUAUUAGUUAUUGUAUACUACCCCUAUUUAAUACAGAGUUAUGCUUCCUCCUCGUU
This is a messenger RNA of Capsicum annuum, 1723 nucleotides long. Its product is annotated as N-acetyl-D-glucosamine kinase. The coding region runs from base 389 to 1459 and encodes 356 amino acids. NCBI's taxonomy places the organism in Eukaryota, Viridiplantae, Streptophyta, Magnoliopsida, Solanales, Solanaceae. The record is from RefSeq and is a predicted model, not a curated record. The transcript is spliced from 8 exons.